Plodia interpunctella (Indianmeal moth) is the source of this 2930-nucleotide messenger RNA. RefSeq lists its product as uncharacterized. The transcript has 5 exons. Gene Ontology annotation, biological process: DNA damage response; positive regulation of protein phosphorylation; cell population proliferation. The record is from RefSeq and is a predicted model, not a curated record. NCBI's taxonomy places the organism in Eukaryota, Metazoa, Arthropoda, Insecta, Lepidoptera, Pyralidae. Gene Ontology annotation, cellular component: nucleus. The coding region runs from base 1 to 2814 and encodes 937 amino acids.
AUGGAUCUACAAAAAUCUUGUGAAAUUAUCAAUAAAAUUAAGUUAUUCUAUGAAAAAUUGGAGACUUCUAAAUAUGUCAUGAAUAACUAUUAUGCCGAUGCCUAUCUUGAAAAACUUAAGGAUAUGGAUGACCCAGAAGUGGCUCAAAUCUUCUUGCCGCCAGUGGUGGGUUACAUGACUGACAUGCUCUCACAUUGUCUGAUUCGCUCUGAAAACUACCACAUUUCUGUGAGAAUAUUCUUCACCAAAAUUUUAGGACAAGUCUGCACCAAAGAACUCUAUUUUGUGAAGGUUUUUGACCAAAGCUCUGAUUACAUCAAUAAAUGCUUCAAAAAUAUUCACUCUACAGAUAUGAAUAAGAGUUUAAUAGUGGCAUACUUAGAAUUGGCUAUCUUGCUUAUAGAUCAUGGCUCCGGAUUGGAAUGGAUAUUAAAAACAGGAAUAUGGAAAGAUGUUCUCAUGUUGGUCAAUAAAAAUAUCUUUUUCAUAGUUCGUCAUGUUUACAAGUUUGUUUCCAAAUUCAUGUGGUCACUCAAUGAUAUUGGCGACUUGAACAAUUUGAACGCAGCUUUAAACUUUAUUCUGGCACCUAUUGAGGAAUUUGGGCUUAUUAAUCAAGCUAUAAUAAGCGAUGAGUAUGAAACUGAAGUGUGCAAGAAGAUUGAGCCUAUGUGCCAUAUGCUUUUAGCAAUAUUUACCGAGAAAGAUCGCGUACACACAUCCAAUAAACUUAUGAAUUGUCUGUUGAAUGAACGCUUCCUUACUCACAAAAUAGGGAUCUGUCUGAACAAAUUACGGUCAGAAGAAAUAGUGAUCUUGUGCACCAAAGUGUCCUUUUGGGCAACAUUGGCUAACAUAUUUCAAUGGAAGCCUUUGGAACCAGGAGUUAUGUACUCGAAAGAGGAUUUUCUUGGACUGCUGGCUUUUUAUUAUAGCACAUUAAAGUUUUUGACACUGAGACGAAAUCCCAAGUUGGUGAUAGACUACGGGUCAGCUUGCUGCAUCAUUUGGGAUACCAUAUGGCAGAAACAGAUGCCUUUUUUGAAGUAUAAUAACAAAAAUAUAGAAAUGCAGAGCCAGAUGAUGUUCAUAACUGUGAUGCCUCUAUUGAUUUGGGUAACAAGGAAUAAGAAAUAUACAGAAAUAAUGGAGGACGAAAUAGUUGUUAAGAAUGUGACAACAAUGAUGAAUAAUGCUCAUGUGGAGCAUACAAUGCGUGCGGGAUAUAAUUUGAGAGAUGUCAUCUUUGAGACAGAUAGUGUGAUGCAAACAUUGACUCACAGCAUGAAAAUGCUGAAUCGUAUUAAAACUCGUAUAACAGAUGAGAUGGCAACACUACUGUUUCAAUGUUUAUUCUUUAUACUGAGAAGCUACAAUGAAGAAGAGAUCAGUGUAGACGAAGUAAAUUGUUCAAAGGUACAGAAAAUCAAUUUGUACAGCCACAUGAUGGAGAUCAUGCUGUCGCUGGUGAAACAUUAUAAUAUCACAUGGAACGAGAGUUUGGAGGUGCUAAACUUGUAUAGUCUGGUGCAUGGAAUACUGAAAAAGCCCGACUUACCAUCUAAGUUUGUUAUAGUUUCUCUAACCGUCCUGGCAUUCUCUGUGAAGAAGUUCCUAACACCGAACCUAUCACUUCUGCUGGAGUCCACUCCAGGGUCUGCAGUGCACGAGAUAGGAUCCCUGAUACACCUCAAGAUGAACGAUGAGGAUUGGGAAGUGAGGGAUUCAGCUUUGGAAUUGCUUUUUGUUUGCACGGACAUAUCUUUUAUUAAAUUCCCGCCUUUUCAAAAGCAAAUCAUAGCGGAGAAACUAAUCAACGUGGCGGCGGGUAUUGCGUUAAACGACCGGGAGUCGUACGUGCAGGCCUCCGCCCUCAAGUGCCUCGGCGCCGCCGCCCGGGUGUCCUGCGUGUGGGAACAGCUCAAGGCUGAAUACCCUAAUAUACUCGAACUACUUCUGUCAACUCUAUGCAUGAAUCCAGAUGGAAUGGUGCGGAAAGAGGCCUGUACCGUUCUCUGUGAAAUUUACCAACACGUGAAAAUGUUACCGUGCGCCAAACGAUGCCUUUACGAACAUAUGGUAUCGGCUGCUUUGAACGACUUCCAUUGGGAAGUCCAGAUCAGUGCGCUCAGAUUCUGGCGACACGUCAUAAAAACGUUGCUCACAGACCAAGGCAUGUUGGACGGUACCUUCCCACCUGUGACGUUUUCGAAAGAAUCUCGCAAAAUAGUCCAUUUAAACCCGACAGAAAUCCAAAGAAGACUGAUGAAGGUUUUAGACGAACUGUCCGCAAUAGGCUGCUUGUCUGUUCUAGUCAAAUUAUUGAAUGAAGAAACCGAGGUUGAUAUAAUGGAGUUAACAUUAAACAUAUCAUUGGAAUUUUUAGAGAUUUUAGACAAUUACAACUUGUCGGAAUGUUUUAAAGUGAUGGAAAACGAUUUAAGAAUUGAAGAAAUUACAUACCAAAUUGUUGAAGAUGAUGAUGAGGCUAUGGAUAUCACGCCUUCUACUUCAGAAAAAGCUGAAGGUAUAAUUGAUGGAAUAUUAAAGUCUGACGAUGUCAAUUUACUUUCAAACAUAUACGAACGCCAUAUGAGCAUGGAUGCUUCGGAAUCAAGAAUAAAACCGAAAAUAAGAUUGCAGAAGUUUGCGACUCCUAGUUUGUUUGUGGUUUACGUGAAAAGCAAAGAUUUUAAAGCUUUGCUAGAUCACAAAAAGCAGUGGAAGAAAGGCGUGCGGAGUCUGUCGGCGCUGUUAGAUGAUUUUCUUGGUUACGAGUGCAAUGAAGAAGUUAAUUCGUUAGACUGUUAUUGAGAUAUGUAGUUGUAAAACAAAAGCAAAUACAGGGCAAAAUGUAUAUUUUAUUUACAACUUGUUAACAUUUUUUACACCGGUUGUAUAUGUAAAUAUAAAUAAAUUCUAUUUAAAUA